UGCCUACAUCUGUACACUAUCCUCUUGUGCAUUGAUGGUGUGUGUGUUGGGUUGGGUGUAAGUGAAGGCUAAUUUUCUUCUGUACCUGGAUAGCUUAAGCAUGAUUAUUGCAAUCAUAUAGUAGGCUUGUCAUUGAAUGUUCAGACACCUACCCAAAAUGGAUUGGUAUAUUGUCUUUCGAGGGUUUGAUUUGGUUCUCCAUUUUUUUUUUUUUUUGGGCAUGUUGAGAUUGGUAAGACUAUGGUUUCAAGCAUGAAAUGGAUUGGAAAUGGUGUGUGAAUUUUGGUCCACAUCCAUUUAUUUUCUGCUUUGGUCUGAAUCUAAGGUCCUGAUCACUUCAGACCUUGCCAAUGUCAAGAUUCUACUUGUGAGCGACUGGCUCAUUUCAACAAAAAGAAGUAAAAUUCUUUGAGCAGAGAGUUUUUGCAUUAAUAGCCAUCAAUGCAUAGUAGUGUCCUCUUCUUGAGCUCAUUCAAUGUGCAUGUUAAAAACAAACAAGCUUAUUGUUCUUAGACAUUUUUUUGGGGGGAAUUUUCAGAAAACAAUUCUCAAAAAUUGUCAAUCAAUUAUGCUUUUUGUAUAGUUUUUUAAUUUUUAAUUAUCAAAAAGUAAGAAUAUUAUUAUUAAAAGACUGAACCAAACAGACUCAUUGUUUCUGGUUUAGAACCGGUUUAAUUACAAACCCAAUUUACUAUCCGUGUGGAGGGUAUUUUUAUAAUUUGAAAAAAAAAGAAUCAUAAAAUCAAAGGAAUAUAUAAAUUUUCAUUUUUAAACAAUUAGUACAUUAAAUAAGAAUUUUUGGAAAAAAAAUAUUCUUAUCAAAGGAAUAUUUAUCAUUACUAUUAUUUUUUUUAGGUAAAUUAUUAUUACUAUUAUUUUGAACCAACUAUUACAUUAAUUAAAAGUUUUCUAGAAAAAUAAUACCAAAAAAAAAAAAAAAAAAAAAAAAGCUUCUUAAAUCGAUGCCAAGUUUCUUUUAGGCCCGUUUGGCAUGUGUUUUGUUUUUGCUAUUUUUAUUUUUGGGCUACUACAAUGUUAAUUUUAGUAACAGAAACAUAUUUAGUGCGGCCUUAUUUUAUUUUACAUAGUAUUAAAACACUUUGUGAACUGUGGUCCAAAACUAAAACACCAAAAAAAUUAUUUUCAAAACCAAAACACUCAAAAAUUAUUUUUUCUUAUUUUGACAACUAUUCAUGACCCAAAACUAUAACAGUAAGGCAACAAAAGCCCUAACAUUUUUGUUCCCAAAUGCGCUUUCAAUUUUUUUUCAUAACACUCUUAUAGAAAAAUACUAUCUCUGUUUUAAUCAAAAACAAAACCUUUAAUCAAAGCACAUGCUAAUAAUACUUAGCACGUUCAAAGGAGUAAAGAAGAAGCAAAAAAAAAAAAAGGUUAUUGAAAUGUAAAAAAUUCUUUUGAUAUUUAUUUUCUUAUAAAUGAUGGGAUUCACAACUGGACCCAUUUUCAUUGUACCACUCUGGUUAAAAUGCCAGUUUUACCCUUGGAGCUCACGAGCAAUGCAAAGCAAAAGAUUGCUGUCCUUUUGCCGUACAAUAACCACCUUUACAUCCAAACAAGCCAUAACCAAACCACUCUCUACUCUCCUACUCGACUCAUACUGCGAAACCGAUUCUCAAGCUUAUGUAUUUUCACAUAACAGAGCCAUCAAUGAUCAAAUAAAAUCUGGGUUUCUACAUUCUGCAGUCAAACUGUUCGAAGAAAUGCCUAUACGAGAUGUUGUUACAUGGAACUUGAUAAUUUCUGGGCAUAGCCGUUGUGGGCUUCCAGGACAAGCUCUGUACCUUUACAAUCAAAUGCUUUCUUAUGGAAUUAAAGAAAGCUCUUCGACAUUUUCAUCCGUUUUGAGUAUGUGUGCCAAUGCCGGGUUCUAUCAGGAAGGACUUCAAGUUCAUUGCAGGGUGCUACUUUCAGGAUUCAGUAAGAAUAUGUAUGUUGGGAGUUCACUUAUUGAUCUAUAUUUGCAUAUGGGUCUUGUUGAUAUUGCUUUGUGGUUGUCUAAUGACUUGCCAGAACGAAACUUAGCAAUAUGGAAUUUGGUUUUACGUGGGUUUUGUGAAUUGGGUAUGUCAAAUGAGUUAUUAGGAUUGUAUGGUGAAAUGAAAUUGGAGGGUGUUCAGCCUAAUGGGCUUAGUUUGUGUUAUUUGAUUCGCGGCUGUGGUAAUGAGCGGUUUCUUAAUGAAGGAAAGCAGCUACAUUGUUGUGCAAUUAAAUUUGGAUGGUUAGAGUCAAAUUUAUUUGUUGCUAAUGCUUUGGUGGAUCUUUACUCUGCUUGUGGGGUUGUAAUUGAUGCUAAGAAAUCAUUUGAAAUCAUUUCAGAAGAGGAUGUGAUUUCUUGGAACUCCAUUGUUUCUGUUUAUGCUGAAAAUGGUUUUCCGCGUGAUGCUCUUGAAUUUUUUAAUAGGAUGCAGUUAUGGGAGAAGAGGCCAUCGGUUCGAUCUUUUAUGGGGUUUUUGAGUUUGUCUAGUAGUACCGAGAAUCUUAUACUAGGGAGGCAAACACACUGUUAUUUAUUGAAAUUAGGUCUUGAUUGUGGAAGUGUUCAUGUUCAAUCUGCUUUGAUUGAUAUGUAUGGAAAAUGUGGUCAAAUUGAGAGUUCUGUAUCAAUUAUUGAGGGUGUGCCUGAGAGAACCAAAGAGUGUUGCAACUCACUAAUGACCUCUUUACUGCAUUGCAAUGUCAUCGAAGAUGUGGUUGAGAUGUUUGGUUUGAUGCUUGAUGAAGGAAUUGGACUUGAUGAAGUCAGUUUCUCCACGACGCUGAAAGCAUUAUCAGUUUCUGCUUCAGGAAGCUUGGCUAGCUGCAGAUUGGUGCACUGUUGUGUGAUAAAAUUAGGUUUCGAAUAUGAUACUGUUGUAUCAUGUUCACUUAUUGAUGCAUAUUCAAAAUCUGGUCAUAUUGAACUUUCUCUGCAGGUUUUUGAAAAACUUUCUUCACCAAAUGUGGUCUGUUUCACAUCGAUUAUCAACGGAUAUGCCCGAAAUGGAAUGGGAAGAGAAGGUCUCAAAAUGCUUGAGACUAUGAUCCAGAAGGGUUUGAAACCUGAUAAAGUCACGUUUUUGUGUGUAUUAACGGGGUGCAACCACUCAGGGCUACUUGAAGAAGGAAGACUGGUGUUUGAUUCAAUGAGAAUUGUUCAUGGGAUUGAUCCUGACCGGCAGCAUUAUUCUUGUAUGGUGGAUCUUCUUGGUCGUGCAGGUUUACUGGAUGAAGCGGAGAAGUUGUUGCUACAAGCGCCAAUAAAGGGUGAUCCCGUGCUGUGGACCUCACUGUUGCGGAGUUGUAGGGUUUACCAAAACGAAGGUGUGGGAAGGAGAGCAGUGAAAAUACUGAUGGAGCUUGAGCCAGAGGAUCCUGCAGCUUUGCUGCUAGCUUCAUGUUUUUAUUCUGAAAUAGGGGAAUUUGAAGCUUCAAUGCAUAUCAAAGAGGUGGCAAUGGCCAGAAAGAUGAGUAGGGAGAUAGGUUACAGUUCAAUUGAGGUGAAUGGUAACAGUUAUCAGUAACAUCUUGCAUCAAAAGAUACAUAGAACAAAUUGGCCAUUCUCUGGAAAAAUGCUCAAAUUAGCACAUUUCACUGGAAGUUCAAAUUCAUGUUGGCUAUUUUGAAGUCUCCAUCAGCGUGAAGACUUGGCCAUGCUCUGAUCAUUCUUAUUAUUGAUAUGGAUCAAUCAUUAUUGUAAAAUUUAUGUGAUACCUGGGAAAGAAAUUUUGAGGAUUGGCAUGAGAAAUUUGACUGGUGAAUGCAACUGCUCUGGACCACUGGUUGAGGAGUAAAGUGAAGGAAACAAUUUAUCAAUGGUAUACCUGUUCUUGGAAAGGUUGAAAGCUUGGACGUGGAGAUGAGGAAGAAUAUUUUGACUCCUUAUCAUGGGUAUGUGAACUAGCAUUAUUCUGGUGUAUCCGGCUUUGGUGCGAAUGAAGAUGGAAUUUCAGAUAAUACACAGGUACGUGAGUCUUGGGAGCCAGCAUGGGAAGUAGAAAGCCUCCGGAAGGACAACUCCACAGGCAUUGGGUUCAAAAUUCCUAAAGGAAGAGCAAUAAUUGCCUCAGGAUUACGACUUGUUAGGGAGGCUUUGAUUAUGUGCAUUCAGUACAUUACCAAAUCUAGGAAUGGAAAAAAGACGAGUCGUUUACGAGAACAUCAGUUGGACCUCAAAGAGCAAAAGGACCACGAAAUUCCCUUGCAGUGACAGAGUCCUGAACACCAUCAACUAAGAAUGGCACUGCUGAGACACACUGCAACUAGGCCAAAGGGUGUUGAUAUGUGCUAUCUUCAUCUUAAUGCUUGAGUCAAACACACAGUUGAGCUUACAAAAUCGAGCAAAGAGGACCUCUUUGAUAUUGAGCUCUCAGUACCGAAGGUUUUAGCCCAGUGGUACUUCCUCAUCUUCUAAAGUAGAAGAACGAAAGUUCAAGCCCUCGUAGGGACAAAUGGGCAUGUAAUUGUAUUUCUUGUCAAGGCAUAGAUCGGACGGAACUUGAGUUGGGUGCCACAUGUUUUGUGAGUGAUCAACUUGGACUGAAUUGACCCAAGCAGAACAUCAUUCAUUUUGAAAUCAUAAUGAUCAAUCGUUACAUGUUUGUCAAUAUCGCAUAUAUGUUCGAAGAUUGAUGUAAUCGAUGUCUACACAUGAAAAUUCAGUUGAAAAUUUUAGUUGGA
Cornus florida is the source of this 4678-nucleotide messenger RNA. Its product is annotated as putative pentatricopeptide repeat-containing protein At3g05240. Lineage: Eukaryota; Viridiplantae; Streptophyta; Magnoliopsida; Cornales; Cornaceae. Gene Ontology annotation, biological process: RNA modification. Gene Ontology annotation, molecular function: RNA binding; protein binding. The transcript has 5 exons. The coding region runs from base 1437 to 3521 and encodes 694 amino acids. The record is from RefSeq and is a predicted model, not a curated record.